ACGCUCUGCCUGUGCUGCCCAGAGUUGCCAGGCAUUCUUGCAGGAGGAGGUCUGUGUCAUUAAAGGAGGAAGGCAGAGAAGCAUCAGCUCUCUUACAGCGAGCAGGCCGAGGACUCCUGGCAGAUCUGCAGCUCAUCUGAGAUGUAUUAAGCCCCAGAGAAGAAGGACCCUCUCUGAUCUGUCUGCACUGACGCUCCUCAGAGAGAUCCUAUUUGCUGCCUGAGGUACACGCAUACAUGUAGCAGCGUCUCCUCCAACACAACGUAGGAGAGCCAAAAUAUUUUUCCAGACGCCACAAGGCAACGCCGGAGAAGAAAAGAUCCAAGGAAACUCCAUGAGAACUUGCAUUUCAGGAGUAGGAAACUGCUUUCAGGGAGAAAAAAAACCCCUGACUUCAAACUAAAACUGGGUGCUGUCCUUCUUGCUGGUGUAAGCAGAGGAGAUCUCAAGGACAAGUGAGAAAGAAGAUUUCACAUAAAUACAGGAAACACCUGAAGGUUUUUCCUGACUUCUGCUGCCGGAAAUACAGACGAGAGGCAAAGCUGACACUGAUUUUUUGGAAGAGGUUUGCAACAAUUCAUUAGUUGAUCGCCAUGUCACGCUGGGGGAGAAAGAAUGUGAAGAAGGCGCCUGAGGUGGUCCGCACUGUGACAGAGGGGCUGAAGUCUCUGUACCAGAAGAAGCUGCUGCCGUUGGAGCAAUACUACGGUUUCCAUGACUUCCACUCUCCAAGUCUGGAAGAUGCUGACUUUGACAACAAGCCCAUGGUCCUGGUGGUGGGGCAGUACUCCACAGGAAAGACAACAUUCAUCAAAUAUCUACUGGAACAGGACAUUCCCGGGAGCAGGGUGGGACCCGAACCCACCACGGACUGCUUCACCGCCAUCAUGCAUGGGGAGGUGGAGGGCGUCAUCCCAGGGAAUGCCCUGAUUGUAGACCCCAACAAGCCUUUCCGCAAACUCAACCCGUUUGGAAACACCUUCCUGAACAGAUUCCAGUGUGCACAGAUGCCCAACCAGGUUCUGGAGAGCAUCAGCAUCAUCGACACGCCUGGAAUCCUGUCUGGGGCCAAGCAGAGAGUGAGCCGAGGUGAGGGACGCAAGAAAGGUUAUGACUUCCCGGCCGUGCUGCGCUGGUUUGCCGAGCGCGUGGACCGCAUCGUCCUGCUGUUUGAUGCCCAUAAACUGGAGAUCUCUGACGAGUUCUCUGAGGCCAUCGGGGCCCUCAAGGGCAACGAGGACAAGCUCCGCGUGGUGCUCAACAAAGCAGACAUGGUGGGCACCCAGCAGUUGAUGAGGGUGUACGGAGCGCUGAUGUGGUCUUUGGGAAAGGUGUUUGGCACCCCGGAGGUUCUGCGCGUCUACAUCGGCUCCUUCUGGUCAGAACCGCUGAUGGUGUCAGACAACCGAAAGCUGUUUGAGCUGGAGGAGGAGGAUCUGUUCGCCGAAAUUCAAAAUCUUCCUCGCAACGCAGCUCUGCGCAAACUCAACGACCUGGUCAAGAGGGCUCGCCUCGUCAGGGUCCAUGCCCACAUCAUCAGCUAUCUGAAGCAGGAGAUGCCCUCUGUGUUCAGGAAGGACAACAAAAAGAAGAAUCUGAUCUACCAGCUGCCUGUCAUUUUCUCCAAGAUCCAGCUGCAGCACAACAUUUCUCCUGGAGAUUUCCCCGACUGUGCAAAGAUGCAGGAGCAGCUGAUGGUUCAUGAUUUCACCAAGUUCAAAACCUUGAAGCCAAAUCUGAUGGCAGCUUUGGACGAGCUGCUCUCCUCUGACAUCGCCAAGCUGAUGCCCCUCCUGAGGCAAGAAGAGCUGGAAGCCGGCGACCAGCCGGGAGUACAGGGUGGCGCCUUCAUGGGAACCCGAGCUGGGCCUUUCAACGAGGGUGAUCCCUUCGCAGAGGAAAACGGCGAGGGAUGCGAGGAAGAGGGAGACUGGGUGGUGACCAAAGACAAGCCUAAAUACGACGAGAUCUUCUACAACCUUGCCCCCAAUGAGGGCAAACUGAGCGGCCCCAAGGCGAAGGACUGGAUGGUGAGCUCUCGCCUGCCCAACUCGGUGCUGGGUCGCAUCUGGAAGCUGUCGGAUGUGGAUCGUGAUGGCAUGCUGGAUGACGAAGAAUUCGCCCUGGCCAGUCACUUGAUUGAGGUGAAGCUGGAGGGCCACGGCCUGCCGCCCGAGCUCCCCAGCCGCCUGGUCCCCCCGUCCAAACGCAGGCAGAAGGGCUCGGACGCGUAAACUCUCUGUUGUCCGUCACGCUCCAGCUUGCAGCUUUCCCUCAGACUCAUGCACGACUAAAACUGAGUUCCCAGGUGUGACUGUGAUCUGAAGACCCACUCAGAUCGUCUUUGGUUUUAUUUUCAAAUCGUUCCCAGUGGUCUUUGAAUGAUGAUUAAGCUGUUUUUAGCCGUUUAAAGAAAACCUGCUGUUUUCUAGGACGUAGUUUUUCACCUCUAAGUUUUGGACAGGACUUUUAAACAUUCUCCCCCUAGCUUACAGCCCCUCACACCUGCACCCUGACAUUACCGGUGUAACAAAAAUGGGAUUUCAGAGCUAUCUAGCCGUACAGUUUUGAUCCCGAUGCUAGCUCAGACAAGGAAAACGAAGACGUACAUAGAUCUAUUUGCCUGGUAGUGGAUGCAUCAGAAAGGAGCGGAACAGGGAGCUUGUGCCCCGCCCAGCAUAUUUUCAUAAAUAGGAUCUUUGUCAUAUGACAUUUUUUAUCAUCUGCUACAAAACGAUUUGAAUAAAUGCAGUUUUAACCUUAAUUUUGAAUAUCUAUUUCCUCCAUCUUCAGAAAAAUGCCACAAGAACAUGUUAAAAACACAAGUUUCAUCAGAGCGGGUCUGUAAGAAGUCACACAGAUCUCAGUGCUUCUGCAGUUUAACUUUUACAUUAUGAGCUUUUUUUUGCAUUUACUUAGAAGAAGCGAACAAAAGCAGAAAGGAGAGCUGACAGCUCGGUUGGAUUUUUCUUUCCAAUCAAAAUAUCUAUUUGCUGAGACCAUUUUUUUAUAUAAAUGUUUUUUAUUUAGUUAGCUGCUCACACCUAAUAACCAGUUUGAUGCUUCUAUACUUCAAAGCAAAGUUUGGAUGUUUUUUUUUUUCUCUUUCUGUUGUUGUGAAUGUUUGGGAGGGAGACCCUCAUUUGUGUAAAAGAACACGCUGAGACUGAACAAUGUAUUUCUGACUACUGUGCACAGCUCCACCAACUGUUAUGGAUUAUUGCAAACUGAAUAAAAAUUCCUGACUGUG
Messenger RNA from Oryzias latipes (Japanese medaka), 3250 nucleotides. It is a transcript of the gene ehd2b, whose product is annotated as EH-domain containing 2b. NCBI's taxonomy places the organism in Eukaryota, Metazoa, Chordata, Actinopteri, Beloniformes, Adrianichthyidae. Gene Ontology annotation, molecular function: calcium ion binding; GTP binding; protein binding. The record is from RefSeq and is a predicted model, not a curated record. Gene Ontology annotation, biological process: endocytosis; endosomal transport. Gene Ontology annotation, cellular component: cytoplasm; plasma membrane.